AUCAUUCAUCAUCAGAGGGCCGGUAGUGAGUGCUUUUCAUUUACAAAAAGCAAAUUUCACUCUCCCAAAAUAAUAAAUUAAAUAAUAUAAAUAUCAAAUACUCAUAAUUAAAUAUAUAUAAAUUAUGCAAACCCUUUGUAAAUCACUCCUACCUUCUGCCAUGUCUGCACUCCCUUCUUCUUCUCAGGCGAGAAGGAUGGUCUGUGUAUGGCCAGGUAUUAGGCAACUGUGUCUACGUAAGAACCUUAUGUGUGGGUUUGUGCAGUUGUUUUCGUUUCCAUUUAAAACCGUGCGAGGAGUCAGUCGAUCUCUUGGUGUUUCUCAUUUGUGUAGCAUUUCCAAUUUGUCUUCAUCAUUGCAAAUCGAAUUGGUGCCUUGUCUCAAGGACAAUUAUGCAUAUCUUUUGCAUGAUUUAGAUACUGGGACUGUUGGAGUGGUUGAUCCUUCUGAAUCUCUACCAAUAAUAGAUGCCUUGAGCAGGAACAAUCGGAAUCUGAACUACAUUUUAAACACCCACCAUCAUUAUGAUCACACUGGUGGGAACGCGGAGCUGAAAGCAAGGUACGGUGCAAAGGUAAUCGGGUCAAAUAUAGACAGGGAUAGGAUUCCUGGCAUCGAUAUAAGCUUAAAGGAAGGGGACACUUGGAUGUUUGCUGGGCAUGAGGUGCAUGUCAUAGAAACCCCUGGCCAUACCAAAGGCCAUAUUAGCUUUUAUUUUCCGGCCUCUGGUGCUAUUUUCACUGGAGACACUUUAUUCAGUUUAUCAUGUGGCAAAUUAUUUGAAGGAACUCCUGAACAGAUGCAUGCAUCCCUUGAGAAGUUAUUAAUGUUGCCAGAAGCCACAAAUAUAUACUGUGGUCAUGAAUAUACAUUGAGUAAUUCGAGGUUUGCACUGUCUGUUGAGCCUGGGAAUCAAGAACUACAAUCAUAUGCAGCCAAUAUAGCCAAUCUGCGGAAAAAGCAAUUACCCACGAUUCCAACCACCUUAAAGAAGGAGAAGUUAUGCAAUCCUUUUUUGCGCACGUCUAGUCAAGAAAUCCGCCGUGUAUUGAACAUUCCAGCCAAUGCAAGUGAUGCCGAGGCAUUGGGCGUGAUACGACAAGCCAAGGAUAAUUUUUAAAUAAUUUUAUGUAUACCCAUUUUAUUUCCUGUCCAGCAAAUAGAUAUUAGGUCUAACUUUUUGUAAGAUUGUAUUAGCAACUAUACUUAUUGUUGGACCUUUCACAAAAGUCUGAAUGAAUGAUUACAUGUUCCUUGUUUUCAA
Molecule: messenger RNA, 1264 nt
Organism: Erigeron canadensis
Lineage: Eukaryota; Viridiplantae; Streptophyta; Magnoliopsida; Asterales; Asteraceae
Product: probable hydroxyacylglutathione hydrolase 2, chloroplastic
Exons: 8
Coding region: 125-1120 (331 amino acids)
Molecular function (GO): hydroxyacylglutathione hydrolase activity
Source: RefSeq, a predicted model, not a curated record